Messenger RNA from Didymosphaeria variabile, 3963 nucleotides. RefSeq names its product putative elongator complex protein 1 (gene ELP1). NCBI's taxonomy places the organism in Eukaryota, Fungi, Ascomycota, Dothideomycetes, Pleosporales, Didymosphaeriaceae. The transcript is spliced from 7 exons. Gene Ontology annotation, biological process: tRNA wobble base 5-methoxycarbonylmethyl-2-thiouridinylation. Gene Ontology annotation, molecular function: tRNA binding; protein binding. Bases 1 to 3963 code for a protein of 1320 amino acids. Gene Ontology annotation, cellular component: cytosol; elongator holoenzyme complex. The record is from RefSeq and is a predicted model, not a curated record.
AUGCGCAACCUGAGAAUCGUGGGGAGGUCGCUCCUGCGGUUUUCCGGCGAGGAUCCGCUACCUCUCACAGCUACCGCCUGGGAUGCCGCCUCGCAUGCAUCAAUAUGUGCGUUCGGGCCUUCGGAAUCACGUGCAACUAUCGAGCUCAAAAGGCUACAUGAUGGCAGCGACGGGGCAGAAAAGAAGUUGGAGACGAUCGCAUCGUGGGAUGCUCCGUGCCCGCUACCCUCGCUUACCCAUGACUCGAUACUGAGUCUCCAUCAUUUCGCCGACUCGUCUACCUCAUGCCUGGUGUUGGCUGGAGGAGAUAUCAUCCUGGCUCGAGAGCACCCUGAGCAUGGCCAAGAUCUUGUCGAGAUCGUGGGGUCCGUAGAUGCUGGAAUUUCCGCUGCUGCGUGGUCGCCUGACGAUGAACUCCUGGCCAUUGUCACACAGGCCGACACAUUAUUACUGAUGAGCCGGGACAUCGACAACAUCGCUAGUGUCACAUUUUCUUCUGGGGACGUCGACGUCUCAAACCAUGUGUCCGUGGGUUGGGGCAAAAAGGAAACUCAGUUCAAGGGCAAGAGAGCAAGGGCUCUUCAAGAUCCCACUAUGCCGGAAACUAUUGACGAAGGUGUGCUCAGCCCGUUGGACGAUCACUCUAUCACCGUCAGCUGGCGCGGCGACGGUGCCUACUUUGCUGUCAACAGCGUCGAGAAACAACGCCGUAGGAUGAUCCGAGUAUAUUCUCGGGAAGGCCAGCUUGACAGCGUAAGCGAGCCUAUCGAUGGCCUUCAAGGCGCACUCAGCUGGAGACCCUCUGGAAACCUCAUCGCUAGUACACGCCAAUCUUCUGACCGGGUCGAAGUGGUCUUCUUUGAGCGUAACGGUCUUCGUCAUGGCCAAUUUGACCUGCGGUUUACCCCUGAGGAGCUGCAGAGCCUGUCCACACCUUUGACUCUAUCGUGGAACAACGACUCCAACGUGUUAGCAGUAUCAUACAUGGACAAAGUCCAACUCUGGACUAUGAGCAACUACCAUUACUAUCUCAAACAAGAAAUAACAUUGCCAGAAAAGGUUGCAACAAACGUUCGCUGCUCCUGGGAUCCAGAGCGACCUCUAUCCGUGGCAUUGUCUACUGCGAGCUCGCUGCAGAUCCUAGAGUACGCAUCGAUAGUCGCGGCUGCUUCUGUAGCACCACCGCACGACUUUGGAUUGGUCGCUUCGAUCGAUGGCCGAAACCUGAAGAUCACACCUUUGCGUAUUGCUAACAUUCCUCCUCCGAUGUCAAUGUUCCAGCUUGCACUGGAUCGCAAUGCUGUUGACGUUGCAUUCUCCCGCUCAGGCACGCGUUUAGCGGUCUUGUCUGACACAGACAUUGCAAUAUUCGCAUUCGACUUCCAGAUACGGCCAGUCAGUCGACCAACCUUCCUUUGGAGAAGCCAUCUUGCAGACGACCAUUCCCCUCGUCACGUAGCUUUGGUUGGCGAUAACCAAAUAUGCGUCCUGACGGACGUGUGGGACGAGGAAGAGACUUUCGUGUGGACAAACGAGGACAAGCGAAUGAUGAACAGGGGCCCUAUUCUAGAGCCCGGGAUAGUGUCUUCGAUGACCUCCGAUAUAGAAUCUUCUAGAUUCCUGGUCAAUCUGCGCAACGGCGAGUUCACAUCAAUGGUCGAAUUGAGAACCAAUGGGCCGACGCAAACCACACCACUGACGAACAUGCCAUCCUUCACCCCCGAUGUAAAGACUGUAAUGCUCGAAGGAGAAAUUGUGGCAUUCGGGUUGACGAAAAGCGGCGCCUUGUACGCCAACGAGCGAGUCUUGGUGAGGAACUGCACGUCAUUCGUAGUUACUCCUGCACAUCUGAUUCUCACUACCACCCAACAUCUACUCAAAUUCGUGCACCUGACGAAUCUACAAGGUAAAAUAUCAUCCGCGAUUACGAUGCCUCUCUCACACACAACAGCAGAACUCGAAGUACCUGCCGACGAGCCCCAGAUGGAUGAAAGGUGCAGAAGUAUCGAGCGCGGAGCGAAGCUCGUCACAGUCAUGCCCACUACAUAUUCCGUGGUACUACAGAUGCCGAGAGGAAAUCUCGAAACCAUAUACCCACGAGCUCUUGUGCUUGCUGCUAUUAGGCGGUUCAUCGAAGCUGAAAGAUAUGACGAGGCAUUCCUUGCCUGUCGCAAUCAGCGUGUUGACAUGAAUAUACUACAUGACCAUGAUCCAGAACGUUUCUUGGCGAACAUCGCCAAGAUCGUGACACAGAUAAAGAGGGUGGAGCACAUAGAUCUACUCCUUUCGCAGCUGAGGAACGAGGACGUGUCGGAGACAAUGUACCGUGAGACGCUAAAGGCCAAGGAUCUGACGACUAAGAACAAGCUGUCUGCAAAACAGGUUGAGUCUAAGGUCAACCGGAUCUGUGACGCUUUCCUGGCGGUACUAGAGCAGGAAAAAUACAAUAUUGAUCAUCUCCAGAACAUUAUCACCUCCCACGUAUGCAAGGUUCCUGCAGACUUGGAGGCAGGGCUGGAAAUGAUAGGACGCCUGCAAACUACACAGGAUCCUCUCACUGAUAGAGCUGCGGAACACAUCUGCUUCCUUGCGGACGUCAACCAAUUGUACGACACAUCGCUAGGCAUCUAUAACCUCGAGCUUGCGCUGCUCAUUGCUCAGCAGUCACAGAAGGAUCCACGCGAGUACCUCCCUCAUCUUCAAUCUCUCCAUGAACUUCCUUCUUUACGCCGAAAGUUCCAGAUCGAUGAUCAACUCGGACGUCGUACCAAGGCACUCUACCAUCUCAGAGAUCUAGAAGCUCACGACGAAGUCCAUGACUAUGUACAGAAGCACGCCCUCCAUCCCGCAGCACUCAGCAUGUACCAAUACGAAUCCGCUCAUUAUAAGAAUAUAAUGCGUCUUUACGCAGACCACCUCUCCACCAGCAACAAGAAGAAAGAAGCUGCCAUCGCUUAUGAAUACCUCUGCGAUCACGUUUCGGCCUGGCCUUGCUACCUUUCCGCCAACCUCUGGCGCGAAGCCCUCUCCUCUGCCAUUCUCGCCGGCGUGUCACCCCCAGAACUCGAACAGCUUGCCACUGACCUAGUCGAAGGCCUCGCCGAGUCCAAAGAAUAUUUCUCCGCCAGUACUAUUGCACUAGACUACCUUUCCGAUCUUCAAGGCGCAGCUCGCCUCCUCUGCCGCGGCGCCUACUUCGCCGAGGCCAUCCGUAUCGUAACCCUACGCAGCCAAUCCGCCCUAAUCGCCGAGGUCAUUGACCCUGGGCUAGUCGAGCGCUCCGCAGACAUGACCGAGUUUCUCGCGGAGAUGAAAUCCCAGCUUCUCGCGCAGGUUCCGCGCCUCCAGGACUUACGCACCAAGAAAGCGGAGGACCCGCUCGCCUUCUACGAAGGCAUCGAGGACGCUAACAUCCCCGAUAAUAUAUCGCUGGCGCCGACGAACACGACGUCGGGGGGCACGUUCAUGACAAGGUACACGAAUCGGACCGGCACAGUGAACACGCAGACUACACGCAAAACAUCGAAGAACAAGCGGAGGGAGGAGCGGAAGAGGGCGAGGGGGAAGAAGGGGACUGUGUAUGAAGAGGAAUAUCUCAUUAAUUCGGUUGAGCGCCUUAUCGAGAGAAUCAAUGGGAUGCAGGAUGAGAUUCGAAGAUUAGUGGAGGGGUUGGUGAGAAGGGGGAUGAGGGAGAGGGCAAUGGCUGUAGAGACGGCGGUGAUGGAUGUUGGGGAGAGGUGUAGGGAGGCGGUCAAGGAGAUGUAUCCGCAGAGUGACGGGGUAAGCGCGGUGGGUGAGGGCCCGGCGGCGAAUGGUGUUGGGGUAAAUGGCGGUCUCUUGAGUGAAGCUGAGAUCAGGCCUAGUGGAGGGGAUUCGACGCUUUGGGAUAGUUUGGCUGAGUUGGGCAAGAAGAGGGAGGCGCCUGUUGUGACAGUCUUUGAGAGGUUAAGUAUUUUAGUUUGA